AUGUUAUCAUGGCUCUUCCGACGAGAUGCUCGUUUAAAAUAUUAUGAUUAUGGAGCCUCGAUUUUUCUUCAUCUUGAAGUUUUAAUUUAUAGUGAUGAUGAUCAUCACAAAAUCUCAUGUGGCUACAUUAUUACUGACCAUAACUCAGCUUUACCGAAGAGCAGUAAAGAGAGAAAGACAGAAAGAGAUGAAGCCCAUCGAGAUAAGCAAAGAUGA
Clunio marinus is the source of this 216-nucleotide messenger RNA. NCBI's taxonomy places the organism in Eukaryota, Metazoa, Arthropoda, Insecta, Diptera, Chironomidae. The record is from the annotation of a GenBank genome assembly.